AUGCAAAACCCUAACUCUACGUGGUCUUAUGGUUCAAAAUCGGGUCACCUACUAAAUGGAAAAUUCACGCGUUUACAAAACUAUCGUUGGACCCAAAAAAUAGUAAACUGCAAUGAAACUUUCAUUACUCACGGUGUUUGUAUGCACAUCGGCACUAUUGAAAAUGGUUUUUCCGUUGCUAAAUUUACUGCACUAGUAAAUGGAGCAUAUAUUAUAAACGUAACAUUCUUGCAUGUUAGUGAUCAAGCAAUCGGCGACGGGAUCGAAAUAAAUGAAAAUGAUACGAUCGAUUUUCUUUUAGAUUAUAAUCAUAUGACUAAUGUGGAAAAAAAAUCCGCUGAAAAUUCAGUGAAUAAUGCUACAAUAAAAAAGCUACUUGUGUUUAGUGAUAAUCAAUUAUCAAAUUCAUGUCUUUAUCUAUCGGCAAUACAGACUGGUCUUGCUUAUGCAAGAAUUUGGCAUUUGGUAGAUGCCAGACAACGUAUAUUAGGCCGUUUGGCAACUAAAAUUGCGACAACUUUGACAGGGAAACAUAAACCCAUUUAUGAUCCUGCAUCUGAUUGUGGAGAUUAUGUCGUGGUAAUCAAUGCUAAAGAAAUAAUGGUAACAGGUAAAAAAGAAGAACAAAAGGUUUAUCGUAGUCAUUCUGGAUACCCCGGAGCAGUUUCAGGAAUGUUACCAAAAAAUCGAUUAAGAGAUGUUCGAUUAGAAAGAUUAAAAAUUUUUCCAGAUGAAAAUCAUCCUUAUGAGGCAAAUAUUAUUAAAAAUUAUGACCAUAUAUUUUUAAAUAAUCUACCUGUAGAUAAUAAGCCCAAAAAGAUGAGUCCAGAAAAAAGGAAAGAAUUAAAGGAAAAGAUCAAGAAAAGUGAUGUGAAUAAUGUUAAAGGAAAGAAAAAAAAAGGCGUAAAGGCAAAUCAAAAUCAUAUUAUAGAAGAUAUGAAUAAUAAUGUUUCAAUUAAUUCUAAUUUAAUUGAAAAAACCAUAAAAAAUCCCCAAUCAACAGCAGCGUUACGAACGUUAUACCAAUAUUGA
Messenger RNA from Diversispora eburnea, 1032 nucleotides. Lineage: Eukaryota; Fungi; Glomeromycota; Glomeromycetes; Diversisporales; Diversisporaceae. The record is from the annotation of a GenBank genome assembly.